ACCACGCUGCUGGUUCCUUGUGUGUUGAAACUACCAUCGGAUUGUACCUCCAACGACUGACUAUACGCCUGGCAAUUAACCGGGCAAGCCCAACUACUGUGCAUUGUAAAAGAGCAGGACAUCCCAUCCGUCAUAUAUCCCAUCACCCCGCCUUGCUUUUUCGUUUUCGUUGCCGCACCGCCAAUAUGUUUCGCUUCACCGAACUCGUCUUCAUCGCCGCUACAUGGUCGCUCGCGGCCGCACACACCGUUAUCGUCUACCCCCCGUGGCGCGGCGACAACAUCCACACAAACGGCACUGUUUCCCCCACCGACCCCAGCAUUCCCGAGGGCUCACUCGGCAUGAACUACCACAAUGACACCGGCACUUAUGGUUUCCCAUACGGCAUGCAAUGGAUGUAUCCUUGCGGCGGCAUGCCCAUGUCUCGCAACCGCACAAAAUGGCCCAUAGGCGGAGGCGCCGUAUCCAUCCAACCAGGCUGGUUCCCAGGCCACUCGCUCGCCCUCUUCUACAUCAACAUGGGCUAUGGCAACGAACCCUUGAACUACUCACACACCAUGCUGCCUGUUUUCCAAAUCGUCGGGCCCUCGAAUCAACAGUAUGCCGGACAGUUUUGUCUCCCGCAGGUGCCGCUGCCGGCGAAUUAUACGCCUAAAGUUGGGGAUAAUGCGACUAUUCAGGUUAUUGAGACGGCGCAGCAUGGGGCCGCCCUUUAUAAUUGCGCUGAUAUCACGUUUGCGGAACCGGAGGAUGUACCCGAGGUUAAUAGUUCGAAUUGCGUAAACACCACCGCUGAAGGUCAACAUAUUGGUUUUCAGGUCGUUUAUACGACUACCUCGUCGCCAGCGCCACAUACGCUGGUCAUCAACGGUUACGCAUCCAUACUCGUCCCGGCGAUGCUUGCGGCUGCGUCGUGGUUAACGUGGGUUGUUUAGCGUGAUUUGGAUUCGCUUUUUUUGGGACUGGAAACUUCUGUAUGGCGUUGGGCGCGCAAGAUAUCCGGUGUUAUUUGUGUUUUUCUUUUUGAAUCUUCUGUUGGUCAAGAUGAUGAUGAUGAAGCUCCGGUUGGAGUUUGUAUACAUGAAUGGGGGAUGGAGAGUGGUUUGGUCUAAUAGAACCAAAUGAUGUAUUGGGAGGACACGCCACGUUUAAUGCGUCCCAUACCGUCUACAGACGUCAUAUUCUGGAUAAAUAACAGACGCCAAUUUUCAACA
This is a messenger RNA of Pyrenophora tritici-repentis Pt-1C-BFP, 1214 nucleotides long. RefSeq lists its product as uncharacterized. The record is from RefSeq and is a predicted model, not a curated record. NCBI's taxonomy places the organism in Eukaryota, Fungi, Ascomycota, Dothideomycetes, Pleosporales, Pleosporaceae.